UUUCGUGUUGUUCUUCAACUGUCCAGAUAUGGAAAGAUGCACAAGGGAGAUUCCACCGGCUCAUUACUCGUUCAAAAUAGAAGGAUUCUCCUUACUGUCGGAUACCAAGGUUGAAAAAAUUGAAUCUGGUAUUUUUGAAGCUGGUGGCUAUAAAUGGAGGAUGGUUCUCUACCCAAAUGGAAACGCAAAAAGCAAUGGGAAAGACUUUAUUUCUCUCUAUUUAGCCAUUGAAGAAACAAAAUCUUUGCCUCAACGUUGGGAAGUUAAUGCUGAGUUCAAAUUAUUUGUAUUUGACCAGAAAGAAAACAACUACUUGACAGUCCAAGAUUCUGGUGACAAAAGAAUAAAACGUUUUCAUGAAAUGAAGACCGAAUGGGGAUUUUCCAAGUUAAUCUCCCUGGAAACUUUGAAAAAUACAAGCAAUUAUGGAUAUCUCUGCAAUGGCUCCUGCGAAUUUGGAGCUGAAAUUUUCGUUAUUAAACCAUGCGGUAAAAGUGAGUGUCUUUCCAUGAUUAAAAACCCUGACCGUUCUACUCUUACUUGGAACCUGGAGAAGUUCUCCACACUCAAAGAGACUAGUUAUCUCUCUAAACCCUUCACCGUUGGAGGAAGAAAAUGGAACCUUAGGGUUUACCCAGAAGGUAAUGGGGAUACAAAGGGCGAUUGGCUCUCAGUUUAUAUAAUUUUAUCUGAUUCUGAUAAUCUUCCACCUAAAGGAACAGUAUAUGCACAAUAUACCAUACGGGUACUAGAUCAACGACGAGAUCAACAUGCUCAAAAAUCAGGAAAAAAGUGGUUCUCGGUCGCAAACAAAUCAUGGGGUUAUGACGUAGUACGGCUAGGUGACCUGCAUGAAAAAUCCAAGGGAUUCGUUAUGAACGAUACUUUGAUCAUUGAAGCUAAAAUUACCCUCAUUUCUGUGACUAAGUCCUCCCAUUAGUAGUUGAUUACUAUUUACUUUGUACGUUCUGUUCUAAUUAUAC
Hibiscus syriacus is the source of this 983-nucleotide messenger RNA. RefSeq names its product MATH domain and coiled-coil domain-containing protein At3g58370-like. The record is from RefSeq and is a predicted model, not a curated record. The transcript has 5 exons. NCBI's taxonomy places the organism in Eukaryota, Viridiplantae, Streptophyta, Magnoliopsida, Malvales, Malvaceae. Gene Ontology annotation, molecular function: protein binding. The coding region runs from base 29 to 940 and encodes 303 amino acids.